This is a messenger RNA of Cyphellophora attinorum, 2880 nucleotides long. Its product is annotated as Alpha-1,3/1,6-mannosyltransferase alg-2. NCBI's taxonomy places the organism in Eukaryota, Fungi, Ascomycota, Eurotiomycetes, Chaetothyriales, Cyphellophoraceae. The transcript has 3 exons. The record is from RefSeq and is a predicted model, not a curated record. Gene Ontology annotation, molecular function: GDP-Man:Man(1)GlcNAc(2)-PP-Dol alpha-1,3-mannosyltransferase activity; alpha-1,3-mannosyltransferase activity. Bases 1 to 2880 code for a protein of 959 amino acids.
AUGAACACGUUCCUUUGGAUCAGCAAAGACUCAACAUCGAAGUAUCUCUCCCACAGCUCUCGGUCGGAAGACACCAGGAUUCGUCACCAUGUACAACGUCAACGCAUCAAGCAACAUUUGGAGGGCCGCCUCAAGCCCCCUGCUAUUCGACCCACUUUGAUCGCUACGCUACUCAAGCCAGAAGAGAAGAGGAGUCUCGACUAUUUCGUUCGCCGAACUGGCCCGGACUGGUCAGGUUGGGAGGAUGGCGAUUUCUGGAACGUGUUGGCCUUACAGACGUCGCAGCAAGACAUAGCGAUUGCCCAUGGGUUGGUUGCAAUUGCCGCGUUGCACGAAAGCUCUUCGUCGCCUCCAGACACAGUUCACGCAAUUUGGUUGCGGCAUUUCGCUAUGUCACAGCAUGAUCUGGCGUUGAAAUGCUUGGGGUCCACGCCAAAUCUCAGCCAUCCGCUCAGCCUGAUGUCUUGUGUCAUACUCGCCAGCUUGGAGAGCUACGAAGGACGAUUUCGCUUGCUGCGCUCCGGUACAGCCAUCAUCGAUGAGGCUUCAAUGUCGGUCGGGUCAAGAUCACUGGCUUCUCUGCCCGACGCCAGCACACGAGUCAGUCGGGAAGUGGUCGCGCUCAUCAGCCGACUGCAGGGCAGACUUUGCAUGAUGGGAGACAUGCCUGCAGCCCUGGCUUGCUCUGCUCAUCAGCAUCGGUCACGUGGUCUGCCGCCUAGACAUGCCCCGGUCCCGCCAAUUUCUUUCUUGACGCUGAGAGCUGCUCGAGACUGUCUCGAAGCUAUCCUUGUCUGGGGCUCAGAGCACGUCAUCGAGGCUCACGAGACACCCGAGACAAGGAAUAACUUCAGUGCUCUACUUGGGGGCUAUCUAGAGCGGUGGGGAGGAGCUCUCAAUGCCAUGAAGCUCGUAAAUACAGUGGGAAACACAAAAGUUCUCCUGCAGAUUGCGGCGCUGAACGCAAUGGUGUUGCUUCUAACGUGUUGUUCGUCUGACGAGACCGUCUUCGACUCAUACAACACAGUCUUUCAGCAGAUCAUGGAUCUCGUGAUGCAGAUUUCUGUGUCUCACGCCUCGCAAGCACGGGUGUCUUUCGGCAUAGACGAUGGAUUGAUCGACAUGAUAGCCUUCGUCGGAUCCCGGUGUCGAGACUCCGACGUACGGCGAAGUGCGCUUCAUUGGCUCGAGGCAAGGCCUCGUGCCGAGGGCGAGCGUCUUAGUGGUGAGACGGCGCAGGUUGUCAGGGCUUGGAUUGAUCUCGAAGAACGCCAUAGAACGGCUGGUUCCGGCUUGCCUCCAGAGUCGCAAAGACGGAGGUUGCUCUCCGGCGAGAGAUACCACGACCAUGGUCUCAUAAAGCUAAUUUUCGUCUCCUAUCCUUACGAUGAUGUCUCCCGAGGCGCGACCGAUGAGCGAAUCGUCUUCUUCCACCCCGACCUCGGGAUCGGCGGCGCAGAACGCCUCAUCAUCGACGUCGCAGUCGGGCUGCAAGAACUAGGCCACAAAGUCACAAUCUUCACAUCGCAUUGCGACCCGACCCACUGCUUCGACGAAGCACGAGAUGGUACCCUCGACGUGCGUGUGCGCGGCAAUACCCUCCCUCCCACGAUAUUCAACCGAUUCCAUAUCCUCCUCGCGAUCCUCCGCCAAGUGCAUCUCGUCCUCGCGAUAGCGUUCUUCGGGCAUGAACUGCGUGACCUCAAGCCAGAUGUGUUCGUCGUGGACCAGUUGAGUGCGUGUGUGCCGUUGUUGAGGUGGAUCUGUCCUGAUCGGGUGCGGACGCUGUUCUACUGUCAUUUUCCCGAUCAGCUGCUAGCGGAUAGACGGGAAGGGGGACUAAGAGGUCUAGUCAAGAGGAUAUACCGGGUGCCUUUCGACUGGUUCGAGGGUUGGAGCACGGCGGCGAGUGAUGCGAUCGUGGUCAAUUCGAAGUUCACGAAGACAGUUGCGGAGAGGAUCAUACCUUCGCAAGAGCCGUUGACGGUGAUAUAUCCAUGUGUUGGCUCAGCGGACAUCGAUGAGAUGUUGGAUAAGCCGCUGUGGGAUGACAAGUUCAGGAUAUUGCUCAGCAUCAACCGAUUUGAGAGGAAGAAGGAUAUUGGGCUGGCUAUCAAAGCAUAUAUUGGGUUGAGCAAGUCCGAACGAGAAGGCACCAGGCUCGUUCUCGCAGGUGGCUACGACCACCGAGUGGCCGAGAACGUGCAAUACCACCAAGAGCUGGUCGACUACGCAGAACAACAAGGCCUGUCCACAGCAACAGCAAGGACAGUGCCCACGGCCCUCGGCAUCCCAGACAGCGUCGACGUCCUCUUCCUCCUCUCGGUUCCCAGCUCGUUCAAGGUGACUCUACUCCGCCAAGCGCGCCUACUACUCUACACACCCAUGAACGAACAUUUCGGCAUCGUGCCCGUCGAGGCCAUGCAGCAGGGCCUACCCGUUCUCGCGUCCAACACAGGAGGGCCACUCGAGACAGUCGUCGACGGCGAGACGGGCUGGCUGCGGGACGCGUCGAAGCCGGAGGAGUGGACUGCUGUCAUCCAGACGGCGCUGAGUUCAGACAAGGCUGCAUUACAGCGAAUCCAGAAAGCAGGCAAGAAGCGGGUAGCGGAGAAUUUCACGAGGCCGACCAUGGCGAAGAAGUUUGAGGAUGAGAUCACGAAGAUGUUGGGGAGUAAGAGGAGUGAGUUUGUGGAUUCGUAUCAGAUUUUGAUGGCGCUGGCGUUGGUCGGGGCAUUUGCUGCGGCGUUGAUAACGGUGGUGAUGGCGGCGGCCGUCAAUCGAGGUGGUGAUGGCAGGGCGACGGAGUUUGCGACGGCGAAGAGGAUGGGGCUGGAGAAGGAGUGGAAUCCUUUCCAGUUCGUGCCGGGCAUGUUAUGA